CGCCAGUGUGCAUAUGAAGCUAGCUGCAACUUAAAACCUCAGUAGAAUCUCUAUUUCAAUCUACACUCUGGCAAAGACUGUCUGUGAGUGGUGCAAUAUGACAACAAAUGUUGGUUACAAUGUAUUGGUGAGCUGCAACGAGCAGCUAGUUGCUGACUUUGCUUCAGAUCCGGGAGGAAAUGCUGGAGUUAUGUUUCAAAACCAUUUAAUACCAUACGAAACGAAUCAGGAAAUCAAUCAGCUUGACAAAACAAACACGGAUAAAGCCAGAAUACUAUAGUGCUAAAAUUGCAAGCAUGCAAAAGUCAAAAGUUUUCAGGGAACUUAUGAUAAAUUCAUUACAAUACUUCGGGAAAGGAACGAGCGACAUGAUGACCUCCUCUUAUCAGUGCUUACAGAUAAGUACAAGGAGUUAGAAGCUGUGGAUGAAGUACAAGGAGUUAGGCCAAGCAAAGUCAAUUUGUAGUUUCUCAAGCUAUUAUUUCUAAAAUAGCAAGAGACAUUUGAUAAAUAUUAAUGAUAAUGAUAUUCAUAGAAUUUUAAUUGAAAACACACCCCUAACUUCCUUAAUAAGCAGAAGUGCAUAAUUUUCAUUAAUUAAUUUUAGUCAUAAUUAUAAUUAUUCAUGAUCAAAAACCCAUAAACAUUUUUCCUUUUCUUUUCUUUUAGUGCCUUUAAUUUGAGGUCACGUGAUAUUUAACUUUUUUGUAAAGCUGUCAAUUUCCAAGCGCAGGGCCUGAGAAACUACAAAUUGACUUUGCAAGGCCUUAGAAGCUGUGGAUCAAGCAAACUCAGCAGGUAUGCAUAAUCGCUCUAACCAUCGUGAAGGACUCCAAAAUCCAAUAACUUUGAAUGAUCUUAGUGCAGUCUAUGAAGCAACAUUUCAAGCUAGAGCCAAAUGGAAGCAGAUGUUGUUAGCUCUGCAACUUAAUAAUACUACUAUUGAAACUAUCAAUAUAAGAUGUAGUGAAGAUCCUGAUAACUGCUAUCUUGAGGGUCUAUCAGAGUGGUUAAAAGGUGAAGAGAGAAACUGGACAGACGUGUUUGAGGCUCUCUCACGCUCUAGUAUUGGGCACAGUGAUCUCGCUAAGGUGGUCGAAAGACGUCUUACUAAAGCUACCGGAAAUACAGAGUACAGACUGAGUUCAUCUUCACUGGCUACUAAUGGUUAGUGGUACAUAUACCUGCUCGGAGUUACAAUCAUUAUUAUACUCCUUAAGCGUCUGAUAGCGGCAUAAUAGAAAUGACUAACAUCAGUGAGGUGAAGCAGAAAAGUCAGCUUGACAUCACUACAGAUCAUGAAAACCAAACUGACACCAAUCACGAAGAAGUAUCCAGCAUUGGCGAUCAAUCUCUGGUGACAAUGCAUUCAAGGCGUUGCAAAUGGUCGUGGCUGUUGACGAUAAUAAUCCUAUUGGUUGUCAUUGUGGUACUAACAGUGGUGGUCUUAGCAGUCUUACUGCCUGUUCUCAAACUAGAGCUAUCUCAUUCUGAUACGUCAACUUCACCUCCACCCAUCGUAUAUACUACUGUUUCUGAAUCGACUCCAACAGUGAGUACAUUUCAUACAGCUACAAUAGACGUCACCGUAGCAGGUGGCACGACUCCUGCAUCAGACCUACCCAUCAAUGUAAACAGCAUAUAUCAACUGCCUAAAGUGUCAGCAAUCUUCGUUGACUCAUUUAUCAAACAUACAAUCGAUUUCUUAAUUUUAUCUAUAUUCGGAGGGAGCUGGCUGCCUCAAGGGGCCUUCAUUGACUUCACGAUCAACGAUUGUCAAAAAUUGGAUGUUGAACGUACAGUAAUGAAUAAGUCGUUGUCUUUGGAUGUAACUGGACCAAUACAACACGUUGACGAAGGCUAUUAUUUGGAUGGGUCCAGUCUAACAUAUUCAAUUACCCCAUCUCAAGAUAUUGUGUCCAGCUCAUGUGAUUGCCCAGUUAUUCUAGUGAUAUAUAAUGACCUGGAAAUAUAUAACGAGUUUCUGAAUCAGAAAACUGGUAUACAAACUGGUUUUAUCGUUAACUUUUGCUUCAAUCGAGACGAGCUGUCUACAAAAAUAGUGGUUGAUAAAAACUCCUAUUUAUACGCUGGUCUGGUGAUCUGUACCACUAUUGUACAUACUACCAUCAAUCUACGCCUCUCUGAAAUUUCUUACCAAUAUAAUAUCCUUGCAAUUGCGGAGAAAUCCUUGAGCAGGUGCACCGUUAUCCAUCACUACAUCAACACCUGUACUAUAAAUUCGCUCUCUAAUGUGUACCAGGAAAACGAUGAACUGUGUGUUGUUGCUCUGGUAUCUCCGAGACUAUCUCCUCUUGCUCCUACUUGUACUCCCCCUAACAACGGCAAACAGUGCACUGCUAAUUUCUUUGUUUUAGUAUCUGCAAUAACGCUAUUAUUUACAGUUUAAUUAAUUAAUUAUGGUAUAGCUCAUUAUAAUGUAUACUAAUUAUAGUUGUAAGUAUAAUUUAUAGCAAUUUGCUUUUAUUACAAUGUGAGUCA
This is a messenger RNA of Halichondria panicea, 2502 nucleotides long. RefSeq lists its product as uncharacterized. Bases 1244 to 2410 code for a protein of 388 amino acids. The record is from RefSeq and is a predicted model, not a curated record. NCBI's taxonomy places the organism in Eukaryota, Metazoa, Porifera, Demospongiae, Suberitida, Halichondriidae. The transcript is spliced from 4 exons.